AUGGCUGAGGUGGUAGAUUCAGGCCCGGUCGAGCCGCAGGCCCGGCAUGUCGUGUAUUGUGGAGUGUGUACUCUCCCCCCCGAGUAUUGCGAGUUUGGAGGAACGGCCAAGAAAUGCGAGGAGUGGCUGAAAGACGAACACGACGACCUGUGGACUCGGCUCUACUCUGACGAUGCGUUGAACGCCAAUCUCUCCACCCUCUCCGUCUCCGCCCAAGAGCGUGCCGCAAAGGAUGCCGCAAAGAAAGAGGCCAAGGCGGCACAGAACGAAGCCCGCGAUGCCGAGCGCAAGGCCGCGUCCAAGAUUCAGAUCAAGCGCGUGGAGCGGAACAAGCGCAAGCACGUGACGGUCAUUUCGGGGCUGGAGAUCUUCGGAUUCGAGAACAAGAAGCUGGCCAAGGAGCUGGGCAAGAAGUUUGCGACGGGGUCGUCCGUCACUCGAUCCGCCGCCGGGACGGAGGAGAUCACGGUGCAGGGCGACGUGAGUGAGGAUGUGAAGGAGUGGCUGCUGGAAGUCUACGGUAGCAAGGUGCCCGAGGCCAACAUCGAGCUCAUCGAGGACAAAAAGAAGAAGAAGAGCGAGGCAUGA
Messenger RNA from Penicillium canariense, 588 nucleotides. It is a transcript of the gene tma22, whose product is annotated as putative RNA binding protein Tma22. Gene Ontology annotation, molecular function: translation initiation factor activity; mRNA binding. Gene Ontology annotation, biological process: translation reinitiation; formation of translation preinitiation complex. The record is from RefSeq and is a predicted model, not a curated record. The transcript has 4 exons. Lineage: Eukaryota; Fungi; Ascomycota; Eurotiomycetes; Eurotiales; Aspergillaceae. Bases 1 to 588 code for a protein of 195 amino acids.